This is a messenger RNA of Laetiporus sulphureus 93-53, 2656 nucleotides long. RefSeq lists its product as uncharacterized. Gene Ontology annotation, cellular component: nucleolus; nucleus; preribosome, large subunit precursor. The transcript is spliced from 9 exons. Bases 35 to 2656 code for a protein of 873 amino acids. Lineage: Eukaryota; Fungi; Basidiomycota; Agaricomycetes; Polyporales; Laetiporaceae. Gene Ontology annotation, biological process: maturation of 5.8S rRNA from tricistronic rRNA transcript (SSU-rRNA, 5.8S rRNA, LSU-rRNA); maturation of LSU-rRNA from tricistronic rRNA transcript (SSU-rRNA, 5.8S rRNA, LSU-rRNA); rRNA methylation. Gene Ontology annotation, molecular function: rRNA (uridine-2'-O-ribose)-methyltransferase activity; rRNA (guanine) methyltransferase activity. The record is from RefSeq and is a predicted model, not a curated record.
GCCCUUUGAUCUAAAACUUCGCCUUCUGUUCGCCAUGGGUAAGGCGCAAAAAAAGACCGGGAAGGGUCGUCUUGACAAGUACUACAAGCUUGCAAAAGAGCAGGGUUACCGCGCUCGAUCUGCCUUCAAGCUCAUUCAAUUGAACAAAAAGUACUCGUUCCUGGAGUCCGCACGAUGCUGUAUCGAUUUGUGUGCUGCUCCUGGCGGUUGGCUGCAGGUGGCGAGCAAGUACAUGCCGGUGAACAGUGUGAUAGUCGGCGUGGAUUUGGUUUCAAUCAAGCCAAUCCCCAGAGUCGUCACCUUCGCCUCGGACAUUACUACCACGCAAUGCCGAAAUCUUAUUCGUAACGAGCUCAAGGACUGGAAGGCCGACGUCGUUCUUCACGAUGGUGCCCCCAAUGUCGGUACAGCAUGGGUGCAGGAUGCGUACAGCCAAUCUGAGCUGGUGCUCAGGAGUGUGAAACUUGCCGCGGAGUUCCUCAUCAAGGGCGGCACUUUCGUAACAAAGGUUUUUCGGAGCGCAGACUACAAUAACCUCAUCUGGGUUUUCAACCAACUAUUUGGCAAGGUCGAAGCCACGAAGCCCCCAUCCUCUAGAAACGUAUCUGCAGAGAUCUUCGUCGUGUGCAGAGAUUUUCUCGCGCCAAAACACAUCGACCCCAAGUUCUUCGACCCCAAAGAUGUUUUCAAAGAUCUAUCGGCAUCUCUUUCCGCUACUGGCGGAGCUGGAACAUCCUCCGCAAAGCACCAGGCGAAUGUAUUCCAGCCCGACAAGAAGCGUCGGCAUCGUGACGGCUACGACGAUGGCGACUACAUUCUGUUCAAGAAGACCGGUGCUGCGGAGUUCAUUAGGUGCCAGGAUCCGGUCACUUUCCUUGGCAGUUUCAACAAGAUUACAUUUGAAACGGAGGAGGAGAAAGAGUGGCUCAAGCUGGAUGUCACGUCGCCCGAUGUCACUGCAAACUGCGAGGAUCUCAAGGUUCUCGGCAAGGGUGAUUUCAAGACGCUCAUCAAAUGGCGCAUCGCGCUGCGUCAAGAGCUGGGCCUGGAUAUAAAGACUAAACUUGCGGAGGAGUUGACUGAAACGGUGGAGAUCACCGACGAUGUCGACGAGGAGACGCAAAUCCAAAAUGAGCUUGAGAGGCUAAACGCUGAGGCAGCAGCUCGAGUGAAGCGAGAACGUCGCCGUGCCAACGAGAUCAAGACGCGGACGAUUCAGCGCAUGCAGCUUCAGAUGACCGUGCCUCUCGACAUCGGUAUGGAACAAAGCGAUGCCGCACUAGCAUUUGGUCAGGAAGAUGUAUUCGCAUUGGAAGAGGCGACACAGACUCUGAAGAGUAGGAAUGGUGCAGCAAGGCUCGCAGGUGAAGAUAACGCGGAUAGCGAGGACGAUGCCUCGCAGGCGGACGAGGUCGAAGAGGAAGAGCUGGAUUCUGAAGAAGAGCGAGAGAAGAAAGUCAAGGGUCUUGAAGCAGAGCUAGAUGGGUUAUAUGACGCAUACAGGGCACGAUUACGCGAACGAGAUACGAAGUACAAGGUGAAGGAGGCGAGGAAGAACGACAAGAGCAGAGAGGAAUGGGGCGGCAUCAAGGCCGAGGAUAGCGAUGAGGAGGAUGAGGAUGAGAGCCAGGAAGAAGGCGGCUGGGACAACAUGGAGAAAUUUAAAGAACGAGUGGGAGAGGACUCAAGCUCGGAUGUUAGCGACGAAGAAGACGAGGACCCGCUACCUUCUGGGAGGAAAAGGCGAGCGGACGCAGACGUUGCGCCAAGCAGCAAACGGGCGCGUACUCUAGCCACCCUCAAUCCGCCCUCGAAGAAUACACAGCUCAGCCGCUCAGCACAAGUCUGGUUCAGCCAAGAUUGUUUCGCAGGUGAGGACAUCGAUGUCGAUGAGGAUGAGGAGGAAAGUGAAAAGGAGGCAGAGGAGGGCAUGAAGCUGUCCGAGAGUGAUGCUCCUGAGACCGAGGUUCAUUUGGGCGACGAGGAAGACGACUUCGAAAUCGUACCGCGGGAGACCGACGACGACGCCGAUAUGUGGGACGUGGAUCGCGAAAAUGAGGAGGAGGUGAAGCACGCUAGGAUCCGAAAUCACGGCCUCAUCACUCCCGAAGCUGUGACUAUCGCGCAGCAGCUGGUGAAUAGGGAGAAGACGCGGACACAAUUAAUCAAUGAAGGUUUCAAUCGUUACUCAUUGAACGCAAAGGACGGCCUUCCCUCUUGGUUCCUGGACGAUGAAGAGAAGCACUACAAGCCGAACAUUCCUGUGACUAAAGAAGCUAUCGCUGUUCUUCGGGCCAAGAUGCGUGCUCUCGACGCUCGGCCUAUUAAGAAAAUAGCGGAGGCGAAGGCCCGGAAGAAGUUCAAGGCAGCUCAGAGGCUCGCGAAGGCAAUGAAGAAGGCAGAGGGCGUGAACGAGACAGCUGACAUGACAGAAAAGGAAAAAGCGAAACAGAUCGAAAAAGUUAUGCUCAAGGGAAUGGCCAAGAAAAAUAAAAAGGAGGUCAAGUUGGUCGUAGCUAAGGGCUCGCACAGAGGUAUUAAGGGCAGACCGAAGGGCGUAAAGGGUCGUUAUGUGAUGGUGGAUGCGAGGAUGAAGAAGGAGGUCCGAGCCCGCAAACGGCAAGAGCGCGCGAACAAAAAGCGCAAACGGACCUGA